CUAUGCUCUGCUUUCAUCGCCAUAAAUAAUUUCAAGAUUAACAUAAAUAAUUGUAAUUUUCUUUACAACCAUGAAUCCCUAUAAGGAAUAUCUUAAGGUAUUGAAGGUUCGGGAUAAAGAAUUCCAUUACUUCGAUCUGCCAGCCUUGGGAGAUAAAUAUGAGAAGCUGCCCUACUCUAUUAAAGCUUUAUUAGAAUCUACAAUUCGUAAUUGUGAUGGUUUUCAAAUUAAACAACCAGAUGUAGAAAAUAUAUUAAAUUGGGAGCGAAAUCAAAAAAUAUCUGGAGUUGAGAUUCCCUUCAAGCCAGCUAGAGUGAUUCUGCAAGAUUUUACAGGAGUACCUGCUGUUGUUGAUUUUGCUGCUAUGAGAGAUGCGGUCUACAGUUUAGGUGGGGACCCAAAAAAAAUAAAUCCAAUUUGUCCUGCUGAUUUGGUAAUAGAUCAUUCGAUUCAAGUUGAUUUUGCUGGAACUUCUGAUGCUCUUCAGAAAAAUCAAGAUCUUGAGUUUGAGAGGAAUCAUGAGAGAUUCCAAUUCUUGAAGUGGGGAGCAAAAGCCUUCGAUAAUAUGUUGAUUAUACCACCAGGAAGUGGAAUUGUACAUCAAGUGAAUUUGGAGUAUCUUGCUAGAGUGGUAUUUACAGGGAAGGAUGGAGUUUUGUAUCCUGACACUGUUGUUGGAACUGAUUCCCACACUACAAUGAUUAACGGUCUAGGUGUUUUAGGAUGGGGUGUCGGAGGUAUAGAAGCGGAGGCAGUCAUGUUAGGCCAAUCCAUAAGCAUGAUACUGCCAGAAGUCAUUGGCUACAAGCUUUAUGGUUCUUUGAAUCAGUAUGUUACUUCGACGGAUCUUGUUCUUACAAUAACUAAGCAUCUGAGACAACUGGGAGUAGUUGGAAAAUUUGUGGAAUUUUUCGGAUCUGGUGUAACGGCUUUAUCCAUAGCUGAUAGAGCUACAAUAGCUAAUAUGUGUCCAGAAUAUGGAGCAACAGUGGGAUAUUUCCCUGUAGAUGACAAAUCUCUGGAAUAUCUUAGACAGACUAAUCGAAGUGAGCAUCAUGUUGACUUGAUUGAGGCAUACCUGAAAGCGACCAAGCAGUUUCAACAAUAUUCUUCUGGAGAAAGUGAUCCCAUCUACACUAAAAUUGUUGAGUUAGACUUGUCUACUGUUGUUUCAUCAGUAAGCGGUCCCAAGAGACCUAAUGACAGAGUCUCAGUGAAUGCCAUGAAGAAUGAUUUUUCUGCAUGCCUCACAAAUAAGGUCGGAUUCAAAGGGUUCGGUCUUCCUGCAGAAAAGUUAUCUACUACUGCGAAAUUCAUGUUCGAUGGCAAGCAGUACAGUCUGAAACACGGCAGCGUCAUCAUCGCCGCCAUAACGUCGUGUACGAACACUAGUAACCCCAGCGUGAUGCUGGGAGCUGGUCUGCUUGCGAAAAAUGCUGUCGCCGCUGGCCUUUCCGUGGCCCCCUACAUUAAAACCAGUCUCUCACCUGGCUCUGGCGUCGUGACCUACUAUCUAACUGAAUCAGGCGUCAUCCCAGCUCUAAAGCAGUUGGGCUUCGAUGUGGUUGGAUAUGGCUGCAUGACUUGUAUAGGCAACAGCGGGGGUAUCGAUGAAAACAUAGCAAGUGCCAUUGAACAAAAUGAUCUCGUAUGCUGUGGCGUGUUGUCCGGCAACAGGAAUUUUGAAGGUCGCAUCCACCCUAGCACUCGUGCCAAUUACCUAGCCAGUCCUCUUCUGGUGAUCGCCUACGCCAUUGCCGGCACCGUCGAUAUUGACUUCGAGACUGAGCCAUUGGGAAAGAGGAGUGAUGGAAGUGCGAUCUUUUUAAGGGACAUCUGGCCUACACGUGAUGAAAUACAACAGAUCGAAAAAAGACACGUCAUACCGGCUAUGUUCAAGGAGAUUUAUGAAAAGAUUGAAGAAGGUUCUACUAACUGGCAGUCCUUAAAAGCUCCAUCGGGUAUGCUGUACCCGUGGUCUGAUUCAUCCACCUAUAUAAAGAAACCACCUUUCUUUGACGGCAUGACCUUGGAGAGCCCUGUGAGAAAAGCUAUCACUAGUGCUAGGGUUCUCCUGCUGUUAGGCGAUUCCGUGACAACAGACCACAUAAGUCCUGCCGGUUCUAUUGGACGCACUAGUCCGGCUGCCAGAUAUUUAGCUCAGAAGGGAAUAACGGCAAAGGACUUCAAUUCUUAUGGCUCACGGAGAGGCAACGACGCCAUCAUGGCUAGAGGCACUUUCGCCAAUAUAAGGCUGGUCAAUAAAUUCAUGAAGAAACCGGGUCCCAAAACUUUAUAUUUACCCACGAACGAAGAGAUGGAUGUGUUCGACUGUGCUGAAAGGUAUAAAAAACAAAAUUUUCCACUGAUUAUCAUCGCUGGCAAAGACUACGGUUCUGGAUCUAGUAGGGAUUGGGCAGCUAAAGGUCCAUAUCUUCUGGGCAUCAAAGCUGUGAUAGCAGAAUCAUACGAGAGAAUUCAUAGAUCAAAUCUCAUCGGAAUGGGCAUUAUUCCCCUGCAGUUUUUGAAGGACCAAAAUGCAGAUUCGCUUGGCUUAACAGGAAAAGAAUUAUAUGAUAUUGAAUUACCAGAAGAUCUUAGGCCUGGUCAGAAUAUUAAAGUUACCCUCAACAGUGGAAAAUCGUUCGAAGUUAUUUUGAGGUUUGACACAGAAGUUGAUUUGUUAUUUUAUCAAAAUGGUGGAAUACUGAAUUAUAUGAUAAGAAAAAUGUUAUGAUUGGGCUUAGGUAUGUAUUGAUAAGAGGAGGUUUAAAAUUCAAAGGUGGAGGGGUGUUGUGAAUUAUUCGUUUCUAUUUUCUACAAAUGUGAAAUUGUACCUAUACGUACACCAAAAGAUGGAGGCUCGCGCCGACUACGAUUAUCUAGAAUUCAUAUCAAUUACACCGUAUCUAGCUAGGAUGAUAAAAAGGGCUGACAUAUGCAAAAAUAUUUCUAAAGAAAAAUAAGAGUACCAACAUCGUGUCCAUGAGCGGAACGAUGGGGAUUUUUUGCAUAUGCUGGUCUGCUCUGUUCGUCAAAAUACUGUUCGACAAAAAUUGAAAUUUGUCUCUGUCGUGACUUCCAUGUCUAAUGCGUAGUAAUGGCCGUCUUUUGGUGCAGAGUUGGCAAAAUUGGCGGUACCUGAACAACAACUUUUUAGAGUUCAGAGGAAAAUGACAACAGUUCCGGGUUGUUGGGAUCAAAUAAUGAAAACAUUUACUGUUUCGCUUCGCCACUAAAUUGCUAUCAGAAAAGUGCCUUAAUGUUUUUAUUUCACAGCAAAAACAGAGAUAACGAUCAAAGUUGAAAUUGCCCCAAAUGUUCAUUUAGGCUCAUAGCUCGAGAACAAAAGAAAGCAGAGAAAUACAGUUUACGAAAUGUCGUAAAAAUUCAUUCCAUUCCUCUUAGUGUUGAAAAAAUUUACGAGGUUUUAUAUUUGAGGUAUCGCAAAUUUCGCCACUCUUUACUUCAUCUACAUGUUCGUUGCGUUCAUUCCAGUUGCCAUAAACCAGUUGUCAUAAGCCCUCUAGUGGUAGCAAUUUUAUAUGGCUCAACUUUAGAAAUCAGACACUAGGGGAAUAAUAAUAUACGGUUAAUUAGAUGCAUUAAGCAGGAAGUCUUUAUAUUCACUUUUAGUCUAUUCAAACAACAAAACACGCAUCAACACUCAAAAAACGAAAAGCAUUUAAGGUUAUGAAAACAAUUACAACAACCAUAGUAUAGUUUUGUAAGUGCUCACCCUAGCGCUGCAAUCUUAUUUUGCAACGCGAACAGUAAAAAUAAUAUUGUAAUAGCCAGGCACUUUUCCGAAUAAAUCUUCGGAUAGGUAGGAUCUCUUGAUACUGCAUAUUUUAGGUGCGUUCGGCCAGUAGACUCUAUCAGCACUUUUUGUUCCGAGUCGUUCGGGCACGCAGUUUCAGAACAAAAAGUGUCAAUAGUUGUCGUUCGUUCUAGACGGAGUAGAGUUUUCGGAAUCAAUUCUAUGAGCCCCAGCUCCCAAGGUGGGGCGCGAAAGGAGUUCGUGUAGAAGCAGGGUUAUGAAACGAGACAAACCAUAAAAAAACAACUUAUAAACAAACUAUUCAUAAAACUGUAGAAUUUCCGUUUAAUCCACACUAAGAAUUAUCUAUUCAUAUACAUUUUGGAACAAAUUGCAUUCAAAUUCAAAUUUUUCCCAUGAUUUUUGUGGUUGAGAUUUGUCAUUCGUUCAUUCAAAAAUUGCCAAUUUGUACAGGCUCCAUUAGCCCUAGCUGAUCUGUGAUAAAACUCUAGUUCUACUCGCUCUGUACCGGUGUUUACUGGCCGAACGUAGUCUUUAGUAUAAUCUUUCCAUGUCCUUCAGAAAAUUAAGCGGAGUUUUCUUCUAUAAUUGCAACAAUUCUUCCAAUACUCACCUAUAAAACAAAAUCAAAAUGUAGUAAUUGGAUUGUCUUCAGAUAUGUAGUUGUUGCCGAGAUGUUUUAACUGUUGUAUGUAUAGUUUCAUUUUGUAUAUCUGUUCUGAAUAUUUCAUUAUUUCAGAAAAUGUGCAUGUAGAAAGGAAAGAUUUUUAUAUCCAAUGAAAUGAGAAAAUAAAUAAACAUAUCCAAUAACCAUC
This is a messenger RNA of Coccinella septempunctata (seven-spotted ladybird), 4596 nucleotides long. Its product is annotated as cytoplasmic aconitate hydratase-like. The record is from RefSeq and is a predicted model, not a curated record. The coding region runs from base 71 to 2737 and encodes 888 amino acids. Gene Ontology annotation, molecular function: 4 iron, 4 sulfur cluster binding; aconitate hydratase activity. Gene Ontology annotation, cellular component: mitochondrion; cytosol. Gene Ontology annotation, biological process: tricarboxylic acid cycle; citrate metabolic process. NCBI's taxonomy places the organism in Eukaryota, Metazoa, Arthropoda, Insecta, Coleoptera, Coccinellidae. The transcript is spliced from 11 exons.